CUUUUUUUUACUCUUUUUUUAUUAAAUUGCCGAAUUAGUGAUGACGUUCUUGAGUCUAUUGUAACACAAAUUCGUAAAUAUUAAUCAAUAAAAUGAAUGCAAAAAAUACUGAGGAUGACAACCAGUCUUCUCCUGCCCGGGAUAUUAUAGAAAGUCCACGAAAAAGGAUGCGCUUGGAAAACUCAGCACGCAAAAGUUGGAGUUUAAUGGACAGAAGGACUGAUACAGAGGUAUUUCAAGAAAUGGGGGUCAGCCUCUUGGACCCCGACGACGGGGACAGUAAUUGCGAUGCAGCGGCUGCUAAUAAUCACAAGCCAAAUCUGAAGCGUAAACGGGACAUAGAGAAUGUAAACCCCAACAUCAAUAGUAUAAUAAUGUCCCCGAGGAGCAAGUUCAGCCCCAAGUCCCCACGGGGCAAGCUGAGCCCCAGCCCCGGGCCGUCGAGGGUUAAAAGCCCCAGGAGCUCUGAGAAACUGAAACCGCUGCAGCCAUCCGACCAAAUAUUGGAGACGAGUCUCAGCAACGCUUAUUUAAUAGACGAAGAGACCCCUCUGGCUCAGUCGGUGAGCGCUGACUUUAAAGGGUUCAAUGCCAGCUUCUCCAGUGGGAAGAAGCGGAGUAACGAGAACAGUUUUUCGCGUCACAGCAUAGAUGACGUGAGAGUGCAAUCGUCACAUUCGUCGGCGAGUCAGGAUGACGUCACUACCGAAGGCGCCGACACGUUCUCGCUUCUGUCCGACGAGGUCAUCUUGGGAGUCAUGCGAUGGCUACCUAAACGCACUCUCGCGCACUGCAUGCUCGUGUGCAAACGCUGGUACAGAAUCGCGUGCACCGAAACGCUAUGGCAACGUUUAGACCUGGGUAACAAGACACUGUCCAAGGAUGCCUUGGGGAGGAUACUGAAUAGGAAACCUGUCAUCGUCAGAUUCGCUAGUUCAGAGAUAGGAGAAUGGCACCCAACUUCUACCCCAAUACAAUCACGCAUACAAUACCUAGACCUGAGCAUGUGCUCAAUAGACCAUCGGACACUAGAGCAAUUGCUCACCCGAUGCUCAGGACUCAGGAAGCUGAGCCUCGAGAGCGUGAGCCUGAGCCAAGCCACUCAUGAACUUAUUGGCCAUUGCAGUAACUUGGAAACGUUGAAUCUAACUAUGGCACAAAAUGUUACCGAUGAAGGCUUGUCUGCUAUACUGGAGGGAUGUAUUGGGCUCCAAUCACUAAACAUCUCCUGGUGCAAUCUAAACGAGGCAACGUUGAAUGUGCUGGUGGAAAUGCUACCACAGAAACUGCAGAGGCUAAACCUGAGCGGCGCUAGAACGUUGACCGAUGACAUGGUGGCAGCGUUGGUCGGCCGGUGUCCACGCCUUCUUGAACUGGACCUGUCUGACUGCUCUCGGCUCGCGGUAGCAUCGCUGACGGCGCUUCUAUCGCUCAGUAGACUAGAACACCUCGCUCUGAGCCGCUGCUACCUGCUACCACCACACGCUUUGACCAAACUGAGCAGCAUGACGGCGCUGCAAUACCUGGAAGUGUGGGGUAUGCUGCCCACAGCGUCCACGAAUGCGUUGCGAGCAGCCUUACCUGCGAUACAGAUCAACCAGUUCAAGUUUAGCGCCAUCUCCCGCCCAACUGUGGGCACCCGACGCACUUCCAUCUGGGGGCUGAGAACAAGAGACUGAAAAGAACUAAUAUUUAUUGUACAUAAUUUAUUUUUAGCUUUAAAUAAAAUAAAUAAA
Pararge aegeria (speckled wood butterfly) is the source of this 1736-nucleotide messenger RNA. RefSeq names its product S-phase kinase-associated protein 2 (gene Skp2). Gene Ontology annotation, biological process: SCF-dependent proteasomal ubiquitin-dependent protein catabolic process. The record is from RefSeq and is a predicted model, not a curated record. The transcript is spliced from 13 exons. Gene Ontology annotation, cellular component: SCF ubiquitin ligase complex. Lineage: Eukaryota; Metazoa; Arthropoda; Insecta; Lepidoptera; Nymphalidae. Bases 93 to 1679 code for a protein of 528 amino acids. Gene Ontology annotation, molecular function: protein binding.